GUCUCUGCGCAUUUGCCGUGUUAAGCCAGAGGCUAUGGCCUCGCGUCCUGGCCCCUACCCCCUGAACGUCCGUUUGGGCGUCCGUCUGUGUCGCUGGGACCUCCAUGGACACCCUGGAGAGCCGCCACCAAACACAGGCCCGGCAACCGCCCGCCGACAAGGUCUGAAAGCCCGCGAGCGAAAGGCUCCGCCAGUCCGCCACACCCGGCCGGCCGCGCAGAGCAAAUCACGCCGCUCUCUUCCAGUUCCCGUCCUGCCGCGAACCCCGCCUACCGGGUCUCUCCCGCGGCUGGCCACGCCCGGUCCCGACCCGGCCGCGGCUCCGCAGACCGCGCACCGGCCGUUGAGCUUACGUCGCACCUUCAGCAACCGGUCUCGAGCAGCGGCCCCUCCCAGGCCUCGGGCUCUGGCCCGGCGGGCCGCGGCGACGUCUGUGUGUGCUUACAAGAUUAGAUGUAGAAUCAGGAGACCUGAGACCCGGCCUGCUCCUGCCACUACCGUAAGGCCCCCAGAAAUACAAAACAUGCUGGAUGCCUUCCAGGAAGCACGAUGGCUCAUGCACCCAGACACCACCGCACCUGGCAGCAGGAGAGGCAUUUUCUCCCUGUGUAUCUGUAACAGGAAAGAAAGUGUCCCCAAGGCCCCCAGUAGACUUGCCCUCAGGACCUGUGGGCCUCCUCCUAGCAAGGCCCAGAACUCCAUUUGCUGAGUCACUAGUUCUCAAGAAUCCUAAGAUCCCAGGAACGUGAAGACCCCACAGACGCUCCAGAGAAUGGUUCAUGUUCACCCCUACAGAUGCCUCUCCCUAGAAGAGUAAAUUGCUUAAGAAAACUAAAUUCCAUGGACGCGCAGCCGACGGCGUGGACCCCCAGAUAAGCUGUCCGAAGAAGGUUGCAACGUCGUCUCCUGUGAUUAUCCUGCCCCCCAAAAAGCUUACCUAAAUCUAAUGUCCUGAAACACCAGAUAAACUUAAAUUCAGGGACAGUCUACCAAGUAACUUGCUAGUGACCUUCGAAAAUGUCAAGGUGAAAAAAAUCAGAGAAAGGAUGAGGAACUGUUCCAAAUUCAAGACCAAACAUGACAAUUAAAGGUAAUGCAUGACUGACCUUUGAUAGGAUUCUGGGCUGGGAAAAAAGUAAUAGAUGCAAAGGACAUUAUUGAGACAAUUGAUGAAAUUUGAAUUUGGACUGUGGUUUAAAUAAUGGUAUUCUAUCAAUGUUAAGUUUCCUAAAGUUGGUCAUUGUACUGUAUCCAUCUAUGAGAAUGUCCUUGUUCUUAGAAAUAUUUAGGGGCACACAAUGUCCCUAACUUAUUUUUAAAAGGUUAAUAAAAAUCCAAAUAACACCAUAAAAGACAUGCAGUAAAUUAUAAGUGAUGGGUAAAUCUGGGGAAAAGGUA
Molecule: messenger RNA, 1398 nt
Organism: Manis javanica (Malayan pangolin)
Lineage: Eukaryota; Metazoa; Chordata; Mammalia; Pholidota; Manidae
Source: RefSeq, a predicted model, not a curated record